This is a messenger RNA of Panicum virgatum (switchgrass), 1568 nucleotides long. Its product is annotated as transcription factor RAX2-like. Bases 254 to 1168 code for a protein of 304 amino acids. The record is from RefSeq and is a predicted model, not a curated record. The transcript is spliced from 3 exons. NCBI's taxonomy places the organism in Eukaryota, Viridiplantae, Streptophyta, Magnoliopsida, Poales, Poaceae.
UGGGUCAAUAAGAACAGUAUAUAUGCCGAAUUAUUGCCUAUCUAUAUGAGUUGAGAAAGGGGAGAUGAGAUCAUGGUCGGAUGACUAUCUGAGAUCCCAAAAGUUAUAGAGUACGUUAUAUGUAUGCCGUAGUGCCAAAUACAUAUAGCACCACUUCUGUGGCUCUGUGUGUUGUCCCUUUCUCGCCAUCCCAUCGUCUCUGUCAACCAAGAGAUCUAGCGAGAGACAGAAAAAUAGAACAAAGCCAGCAGACAUGGGGAGGGCUCCAUGCUGCGACAAGUCGAGUGUGAAGAAAGGGCCCUGGUCACCUGAGGAGGACAGCAAGCUCAAGGAGUACAUCCACAAGAAUGGCACCGGCGGCAACUGGAUCGCUCUCCCUCACAAAGCUGGUCUCAAGAGGUGCGGCAAGAGCUGCAGGCUGCGGUGGCUCAACUAUCUGAGGCCAAACAUAAAGCACGGUGGCUUCUCUGACGACGAGGACAGGAUCAUCUGCAACCUCUUCGCUACCAUCGGCAGCAGGUGGUCGAUCAUCGCAGCGCAGCUGCCCGGGAGGACGGACAACGACAUCAAGAACUACUGGAACACCAAGCUCAAGAAGAAGCUCAUGCAUGGCCUGCAGCAUGCUUACAACCACCACAGCUCCAAGAUGCAGCAGCAGCAGCUCUUGUUCCUCACCGCGUCAUCAGCCGCACCGCCGGAAGCCGCCGCUGGUCCCUCGUCUCUGCAGCACCACUACAGCAGCAGCGGCAGCUACGGCUCCAACAACAGCUCGACGUCCGUCCUCUCCGCCGCCGCCGGCAGCCGCGGCCUCCUCGUCAACGGCGAGCAUCAUCAUAUUCAUACGACGAUCCCAUCCUGUUUGGACAGUGGCGGCGGCGGCGGCGGCCUUGGCUUGUACUUGGAUGAGCUCUGCGCCACCACCAGCAGCAGCGUCCAUGGUGGGCAGGGGCUUAGCGCGGAGAGCUUCGUCUUCGGCGGCUUUCAGCAGUUGCUGGAGGAGGACCACCACAAGGCGGCACUGCUCCUCGCCGCCGGCGCCGCUAACCAGCUGGAUCAACAGUACAGCGCCGCCGCCUCCAGCUGCUACGACGAGGCCAAGCUGCCGUUGGUUAGCCUGAUGGGCGGCGACAGCGGCGAUAAGGGAGGUUCCUACAUUUACAUUGAUUGAUCACAAUGAUCAUAAGCCACGUGGGUGGUAAAUGGCCCAACAUUUUAAACUAGAAAAUCUAAGAGCUGGACCCUAAAAGGAUCGGGCUCUAAUCUUAUAUAAUUUUGAACUAAAAAAUUUAAAAGCCUUGUUGGGCUGUGAAGAGAUCACUAGGGCCAUGGCUCAUUACCACCCUCUGUAUUCGUACCAUAGCAGGAUGAGCUAGCUAGCUACUCCAUGUGUGUUACUCCGUACUUACCUAGCUGGCAGGGUAUGUUAAUGUGAUUACGUACAAUUAGUCAAUUAAUUACCUGUAUUAUUAUGGUGACUAGCUAGUUGCCAACAUGUGCAGUGGCACAUGAUGAGCUUGCUUUAACUUUGUAAUUCUGUACGUGUACUACUUUCGGUAUUAUCUUGACUA